AUAGAGACGAUCAUGCUUAUAGAGCACGAAAGUCUUCGCGCUCUUCAUUCCCUCAAACUCCAUCUCCCUUCCUUCAGUGAUUGUGUUAUUAUUUGACCAUGACCAUGUCAGACAUUGGUGAGAACAAGAUCGAGGUCACCCCAAAGGUAGCCGAUGGUCAUGAUAUUGCUCAAAUUGAAGACUCAACAGCCGAACCUGUUGUGAAGGUUGACUCGUAUAAAGAUGAUCACCACAUCAAUCUAACAUGGAGGUCUUGGAUGGUCGUUUUUGUCACUUGUUUUGCCAUUAUGGCUCAAGUAUUUGUCGUGGUUGCUGCAGGAUCGGUCAUAGGUUUCAUCAUUCGAGAUCUUGGUGAUGGUGCAAUUGCUGGUUGGAUCAUUCAAGGACCUCUCCUGAUGCAGAGCGUUCUGUCACCUAUAGUUGGUCGACUAUCCGAUGUUCUGGACAGAAAAUGGCUUGCUAUCUGUCCAGUGGCAGUCUCUUUCAUUGGCGCAGUUGUCUCUGCGAAAGCGACUUCCAUGACCAUGCUGAUUGGAGGCGGGAUCCUGGUGGGCUUCACGCUUUCAACCAUCUCUAUUGUGCAAGCUAUCCCAUCCGAGGUGUUGCCACUGAAAUAUCGUGCUUUGGCAAACGGCUUCGCAUUUUUGGCAGGUGCUGCUGGUGGAUUGAUUGGAGGUCUUGGUGCGGGAGCAGCAACUAAUGCAAACGCUGGAGGAUGGCGUAGCAUCUUUUGGAUCCAAGCAGGCUUUUUUGCAGCAACCAUUCUUGGACUCUUCUUCUUUUACCACCCGAAGAGAGAAUCCGAUUUCCCGAAAAUGUCUUGGAAGAAAGUUGUGUGGGCCUGUGACCCUAUAGGAUCAUUCCUGUUUAUCAUCAGCGCCACGCUGAUGCUACUGGCUCUGGACUGGGCUGGAGGCGUAUAUGCUUGGCAUAAUGCACAUGUUGUGGCACCCCUGACGAUUGGUCUGGUAGCAUUAGUUGCCUUUGCUCUCUAUGAAUGGAAGGGAAGAGAAGACGGACUUGUUGCCCAUGUCUUCUUCAAAGGCGGACCAAACUUUGGCCUCUCUGUCUUCGCAUUCGCCGUUGAGGGGUGGAUCUUCUACAGUGCCGUCAACAGCGUGACGCCUUUAGUUGUCCUCAAUCUCGGCUUCCAAACCAAUUCUUGGAAGAUCUCUAUUCGGCAGCUGUCGUACACAAUAGUAACAAUGUUUGCAUCAAUUCCAAUCACGCUAUAUUCGACAUGGAAGAAAGAUUUGAAGUCACCCUUGCUUAUUACCUUCACAUUGUUCUUGGUUGUAGCUAUCUGCUAUGCCAACAUAAAGCCAAGCAUGAACAAUGCCCAAAUUGGCUUCAAUGUCAUAUCUGGGAUUGGCCAAUCUGGCCCUCUGACUUUGCUCGUAGCGCUUGUUCAAUUCACAGCUCCUCAUGCAUAUCUCUCUACUGCCACAGGUCUCGCGUUUUCGGCGCGAGCACUAGGUGGCGCUUUCGGGUCUGCUGUUCUCGACACCAUAAUAAAUGGGAAGUUAUCGUCAACAUAUGCAUCUUCUGUAUCCACAGCAGCAAUCAAAGCUGGCCUGCCGGAUACAUCAGUUACCGCUCUUCUCGAAGCUUUCUCCGCAGGGACUGGCUUCGCUGACGUGCCUGGCCUGACUGACGCCAGUCUUGCUGCAGCCACGCAUGCAAGCCAAGAGAGCUACGCGGCAGCGUACAGACUCGCUUGGUCGAGCAUUAUUCCUUUUGUGGUAUUGGCCUUGAUUGCGAUCUUCUUCUUGAAGGGGGUCAAAGAGUUGAUGACUGAACACGUUGAGGCAACGGUGGAGAAAGACGAGCAGACGGAGAAAGUUGUUGUUUAA
Molecule: messenger RNA, 1853 nt
Organism: Mollisia scopiformis
Lineage: Eukaryota; Fungi; Ascomycota; Leotiomycetes; Helotiales; Mollisiaceae
Product: MFS general substrate transporter
Exons: 9
Coding region: 99-1853 (584 amino acids)
Biological process (GO): transmembrane transport
Molecular function (GO): transmembrane transporter activity
Source: RefSeq, a predicted model, not a curated record